This is a messenger RNA of Lynx canadensis (Canada lynx), 1138 nucleotides long. RefSeq names its product cytochrome b561 domain-containing protein 2. Gene Ontology annotation, molecular function: transmembrane monodehydroascorbate reductase activity. Bases 142 to 810 code for a protein of 222 amino acids. The record is from RefSeq and is a predicted model, not a curated record. Gene Ontology annotation, cellular component: endoplasmic reticulum. The transcript has 4 exons. Lineage: Eukaryota; Metazoa; Chordata; Mammalia; Carnivora; Felidae.
GUAGACGUCGCACCCGGAAGUAAAGCGGCUCCGCGACGGAGCUGCAGUGCGCGCGACAGGGGCCUGAGUAUCCCGCUUUCUUGGGAAGAAACCACCAAGUCGGGUCAGUGCUGCAGGCUCCAGCCACUGGCCUGGUUGACCAUGGCCCUUUCUGUGGAGACCGAGUCGCACAUCUACCGAGCUCUGCGCACUGCCUCUGGGGCUGCUGCCCACCUUGUGGCCCUGGGCUUUACGAUCUUUGUGGCUGUGCUUGCCAGGCCUGGCUCCAGUCUGUUCUCCUGGCACCCCAUGCUUAUGUCUCUGGCUUUCUCUUUCCUGAUGACCGAGGCACUGCUGGUGUUCUCUCCUGAGAGUUCGCUGCUGCGCUCCCUCUCACGGAAGGGCCGAGCACGCUGCCACUGGGUACUGCAGCUGCUGGCCCUGCUGUGUGCACUGCUGGGCCUAGGUCUUGUCAUCCUCCAUAAGGAACAGCUUGGCAAAGCCCACCUGGCCACGUGGCAUGGGCGGGCAGGGCUGAUAGCUGUGCUGUGGGCCGGGUUGCAGUGCUCAGGUGGGGUGGGGCUGCUCUACCCUAAACUGCUGCCCCGCUGGCCCCUGGCUAAGCUCAAGCUAUACCAUGCCACUUCUGGGCUAGUGGGCUACCUUCUGGGUAGUGCCAGCCUCUUGUUGGGCAUGUGCUCCCUCUGGUUCACCGCCACAGUCACUGGUGGGGUCUGGUACCUUGCUGUGCUAUGCCCUGUCAUUACCAGUUUGGUCAUCAUGAGUCAGGUGAGCAACGCCUACCUGUACCGCAAAAGGAUCCAGCCAUGAGCUCUUCCCAGCCUAGAAGCCUGGAUUUGCCCCUCAGUGUAGUAGUGGGGGCUGGGGCCUCCUGGAUUUUCUCAGCUAAGUCAUGAGGACAUCUCAGGCACUGGGGAAGUCUAAAGUAGGAGUCUUGUGUGUGACAUUUUUUGCUUGCUCCUCAUGGUGGAGUGCUUCCCCUUUUCUUCUGUACUGUCCCAGAGGAGCUUAUGGAUGAUGUCUGGAUGAAGCUGGGGUUGCAAACCUACUUCCCCAGCAACUCAACUCAUACUUGUACUGGUAUGUCUGGAAAUUACAGGAGAGAAAAAAGCAAAAUAAAGAAGAAUGACUGAAAAGA